UUUGGGGUACCUACGGUGCUCCGUUUGUAAAAACGACGGUUCCUACCCUCCUAACCCACCCCCUAAACCCCCUAUCCCAGGCCCACCCUUGCCCCCCUCCCGCCCCCCUCCCUACCCUGGCAGUACACUGGCAGUGUACUGCCAGCCAAGGUUCAUGUCUGAACUCGACAUCCAUCUACCCACGGCCUUCGAUCCGUUUGCAGAUGCGAAUGCAGGAAACUCGACAUCGGAUGCAGGUGCGAAGGAGUACGUCCACAUUCGCGUCCAACAACGCAAUGGUAGAAAGAGCCUCACGACCGUGCAAGGGUUGAAGAAGGAGUUCAGCUAUAGCAAAAUCCUCAAAGACCUCAAGAAGGAGUUCUGCUGCAAUGGCACUGUUGUUGAGGAUCCAGAAUUGGGUCAGGUCAUCCAACUUCAAGGCGACCAAAGGAAGAACGUUUCAAUGUUCCUUCUUCAGGCUGGCAUUGUAAAGAAGGAGCACAUUAAGAUACAUGGUUUCUAGCUAAAUUAUUAUUGGAGCAAAGAGAUAUACUGCAAAGUACUAAGUAUUCUCUCCUAUUUGAGGCAGGGAUUUCUUGGAAAACAACCUCUAUACAAGUAGGGAUAAAAUCUACUUUCUGCGGGAUUUUUAAUAGGUUUCUCGUUAUUGUAUGUUUCAUUAACCAAUACAUUUAGUUUGAUUUU
Cuscuta campestris is the source of this 684-nucleotide messenger RNA. The record is from the annotation of a GenBank genome assembly. Lineage: Eukaryota; Viridiplantae; Streptophyta; Magnoliopsida; Solanales; Convolvulaceae.